This is a messenger RNA of Mollisia scopiformis, 1135 nucleotides long. RefSeq lists its product as uncharacterized. The coding region runs from base 95 to 1135 and encodes 346 amino acids. NCBI's taxonomy places the organism in Eukaryota, Fungi, Ascomycota, Leotiomycetes, Helotiales, Mollisiaceae. The record is from RefSeq and is a predicted model, not a curated record. The transcript is spliced from 3 exons.
CCCAUCGAAGUCUCAAACAUUCUGAGCUUUUGUUGCACGGCUUCUCAAAGAAAGUACCGAUCCGGUUCUGUCCAUCAAAUAGAGUCGCUGUAGGAUGUCGCAUUCGUCUCAGCAGACUUCUCUCCGGGAGGCUUUAGAGCUCCACCCGCUGGAACUAGGGAGCUAUACUAUCGAGACGCCACCGUCGCUAUGCUUUGCUACAGUAACCAUUGGUGGACUUGUCACCUCCAUCGCUCAUAAAGCAGCAUCCGACUUUCUGUCCAAGUCUGUCCCAAACAAUGUACACCGGGAUGUCCUGAGCGCAUAUACGCAAUUCUUCCGUGCAACUCUUCCAUCUCCGAAACAGGCAACUCUCAAAUUUCGAAUAGCAAGCUUCUCCAAAGCGUUCACGGCUUUGCAUUUAGAAGUUAUUCAAAAUGAUAAGCUUUGCAUUGCAGGUUAUGUCACAUUGACGAACAUGGCUCCUACAAAACAGAUAUCAGUGCAGACAGGCUGGCAGCUCACUCCACCCCCACCACCAGUAUCCCUCGCUGGGCUAGAAACCGACGCAUCCUCCAUCUGGAGUGGCUAUUUAACUCCUUUCGAUGCUUCCACAUUACGAAAACCUCAGUCCUAUGUCCGAUACUAUGUUCCCAUAGAAAGGGCAAAUAAACACUAUAUCGACCAGUGGGUCACACCGGAAUGGAGAGACGACUGCUCGCCCAAAGGACCCGUUUGGACCAACGAGACUAUUCAUUUCAUAAUUGACAAUGCCCUUCCAAUACUCAAUGACCUUCUAGAUACUGACGGAGAGUAUGGGGUAUACAACAAGAUUGUCAAAGCAGGACUCUUGCAAAGACAAGCGCGUUUGGAAGGAAAAGAUGACCGGUUGUGGGGCGGAGGACUGGCUGAUUCCGAGCUGCUCUUUCCUUGGAUCAUCUCCACAGUAUCUACUUCCACCGAACUGAAGAGACUGUUACCUAAGGAGGGAUGUAAAUGGCUGUUCAUGCGGGAAACAGUCAAGGCGAUAAUUGAUAGUCGUAUGGAUCUUGAAAUCGUAGUACUCGAUGAGAAGAUGGAGUUGGUCGCUAUUAGCCAGCAUGUUUGUCAGGUCAUUCAUGUUAACAGGAAGAGGACCAGUAAGGCAAAUUUAUGA